AUGGCGCAUCCACGACCCUAUCUUUCCCUGUCCGUACGACCAUUCCUUCCAAGACGACCCCGUUGCAGCCGAAUAUAUCUACAAGAUCUUCAAAAACCAUCCAUCGUGCAAGCUCGACUCCAGAGUACCGGCGCAGUCCCUCCAACUCCUCCCCGGCCCAGCAACGAGGCUGUAUCCGACGAUGCAUCACCGGAUCUGUCGCAUCUGGAUCCCCCUCCGGAGGACUAUUCGCGAUUCAUUUUCCAAGACAAAUGUCGGGUGAAAAUGCAUGCUGGCGCUGGGGGACACGGCUGUGUCGCCUAUCUGCGCGAGAAAUACGUCGAAGAGGGACCCCCGAACGGCGGUGAUGGCGGCAGUGGAGGCGGUAUCUACAUUCAGACCGUCGAGGGGUUAAAUAGUCUUCACAAGCUGGCCCGCAGAGGCAUUGUCAGAGCUAGCCGUGGCAGAAACGGACAGGGUAAAAGCAAGGGCGGCAAACGAGGCGAUGACGUCCUCAUCCAGGUGCCUAUUGGUACCGUGGUACGGGAGGUGAGCCGUUAUGACCCCGUCGAGGAGGCAUGGGCCCGCAUCAGGGAGGCCGAGGAGGCAGCCUAUAUAGCCAAGGAGGAGAAGAAAGUUUGGGGAAAUCCCGAUGAUCUUGAAGCCGAAGCCGAAGCCGAAGGUGACGGUGACGGUGAAGGCUUUGGAGGAUUUGAAGGCUUUGAAGAGAAAGAUGACGAGUUCAAUCCUAUCCAGCACGACCGCUGGGUGUUACAUCCAUCCUCGAAACCAUCUGAUUUCCUCAUGGUGCAAUUCCCAAAAUCAUACCCACGACGACAGAAUAUAGCAGCUAUGGAGCCCAAGGGACCGAUUUGGCUGGACCUCUCAAAGCCCAUGGACAAGCCCAUGCUUCUGGCUGCCGGUGGUGCCGGUGGACUGGGAAACCCACACUUUUCUACACGUACAAUGGGACGACCGAAGUUCGCGUCCCGAGGUGAAGGUGGAAUGAUGUUAGAACUCGACUUUGAACUCAAGCUCCUUGCGGAUGUUGGAUUGGUUGGAAAACCUAAUGCCGGCAAGAGUACGCUUCUCCGCUCGUUGACCAACAGUCGGACCCGCAUUGGAAACUGGGAGUUCACGACGCUUUCUCCCAGCAUCGGCACUGUUAUCACCGAUGACAUGAAGGGUCGUCCUCUUGUAGAGUCGAAGGCUCGUCGCACACACUUCACUAUUGCGGACAUUCCUGGUCUGGUGGAAGGCGCGCAUCUCGACCGAGGACUUGGCCUCGGAUUCCUUCGGCACAUUGACCGAGCCGGGAUUCUAGCCUUUGUGGUUGAUCUCAGUCGCGGUGAUCCUGUCGAUGAACUGCAGAAACUCUGGCGCGAGCUUGGAGAGUACGAGCGGAUGCGCGAUGCGAAGCCUGAGUCUGCUGAGGAAGACGACGUCAUCGAGUGGAAUCCAUUCGAGACUGGAAAUGCGGCGAGCGGUAUACCACAGGCGCUUGACCGAUUUGCCCCUAUAUCGAAUACCAACCCUGAUGGCUCUCUGCCUCCUCUGGCGAUGACGCCUCUUCAUCUGAAGCCAUGGUUUGUUGUGGCCUCCAAGGCAGACCUGGAGAAUACCCAAGCACAAUUCCAAGCCUUGCAGAAGUAUUUAGCUGGCGUCCAGAAUGGCUCGAUCGAGCACCCAUCUGGUCAUGAACGGGGGUGGAAGGAUAAAGUGUGUGUUGUCCCCGUCAGUGCUAAAAGAGGCGAAGGUGUGUCUCGAAUUCCUAAGUUGGUGAUGGAUCUUCUUGAAUGA
Messenger RNA from Penicillium paradoxum, 1779 nucleotides. Its product is annotated as GTP-binding protein Obg. Gene Ontology annotation, cellular component: mitochondrion. The transcript has a single exon. Lineage: Eukaryota; Fungi; Ascomycota; Eurotiomycetes; Eurotiales; Aspergillaceae. The coding region runs from base 1 to 1779 and encodes 592 amino acids. Gene Ontology annotation, molecular function: GTP binding; GTPase activity. The record is from RefSeq and is a predicted model, not a curated record.